AUGCAGGCGCUUGAUGGAUUGUUAGCAUAUGGCUUGCGAACCUAUGAUGAGCCCUGUGUGCUGAAAUGGCCGUCUCUGGGGACUAACAGAGGAGGUCCUCAGACGGAUGCAAGCAAUGUGGCGCAUCUUGAGGCGCCAAAAGCAAGAGGUCUCACAUGCAUGAGCUAUAAUGUCCUCCUACCCAACAGCAAAGAUGGGUGGUGGAUUUACAAGUAUUAUCGGGAGCCUCACGGGCCGCACACUACCUGGGUCGAGCGCCAGAGCUUGCUCAAGAAGCAGAUUGCCCGCAUCCAGCCUGACGUGCUUUGCUUGCAGGAGGUGUCUGAACUCUCUUUUGAGGAAGACUUCCAGUUCCUUCAGGACUCAGGUUACACAGUCCUACUACACGAGAAGAAGGGCCGGAUGCGUCCCGCGACAUGCUGGAAAGGCAGCUGGCAGCAGAUCGCAGCCCAUCACAAAGACCGCAGCCUCAUAGUGGCACUCCGGAGCAAUGAGCUAGUUAUAUUUGUCAUAAAUGUCCAUCUCACUGCUGGCCCAAGUGCUGACCGAAGGCUGAGGCAAAUGCACGAGGCAUUGGAGACGGUUGAGAAGGAAACAAAAAAGAUGCAGUUGAAGUCGGACCAGGUUGCAGUUCUUGCUUGUGGCGAUUUCAACUCGCAAGGCUGCACCGCUGUCCGAGAGUUGCUUGUCAAUGGUGUUGUGAAUCCCGACUUUCGGGAGUCAGGCGAUCCCACGGAAAAGGGGCAAGAGGGCAAGCAGAUUACGUCAAAAAUCCGGAAGCACGGCCUCUCGCAUUUCCAGGAUGCUGCAGACGUUGCGUUCUCUGGCCGCCCGCCAGCAACAAUUCUCGCUCAGAACAUUGACGACAAGAUGGUGAAUUCUGAUGGAUCGCUUACUGGGGCCAUGACAGCGGCAUUGGAUGCAGCCUUCGACGCUUGCCGAUCGCCCAAUGCCGAGGAAAUGACUGGUACGGAUACAGAGCGAUUCCUGAAGAGGAUCAACCGUGAGCUUGGACGAGGCAGUGAGCAUCGCUUCGUGGAGGCUGCCUUCGAGAAGAGGGGUCAGAGGACGCUGAGUCGUGAGGACUUCCAUGCGCUUUAUGCAGCUGAGUUGGCCGAAGGCAAGUUCUGGGGUGUUGAGCACGACAUGCGCGAAAUCCUUGGCGCUGGCUUGGCUAAGCCUGAGGGUCCUUGCGAAUUGCGCUUCGAUUACAUUUACUUCACCAGACUGAAGCUCCGAAGUGGAGAGGAGCUUCUGAGCCAAGAGCAGCUGAAGAAAAUCUUCGGCCCUCCCUGGGAAACGUUGCCAAACUCCUGGCACCCUUCGGACCACUUGCCCGUUAUUGCCUCCUUUGAUCUCGGCUUGAGCUGA
Molecule: messenger RNA, 1371 nt
Organism: Symbiodinium pilosum
Lineage: Eukaryota; Dinophyceae; Suessiales; Symbiodiniaceae
Source: the annotation of a GenBank genome assembly